Williopsis jadinii is the source of this 460-nucleotide messenger RNA. Its product is annotated as glutaredoxin. Lineage: Eukaryota; Fungi; Ascomycota; Saccharomycetes; Phaffomycetales; Wickerhamomycetaceae. The record is from RefSeq and is a predicted model, not a curated record. Bases 152 to 460 code for a protein of 102 amino acids. Gene Ontology annotation, cellular component: nucleus; cytoplasm. The transcript has a single exon. Gene Ontology annotation, molecular function: glutathione disulfide oxidoreductase activity. Gene Ontology annotation, biological process: cellular response to oxidative stress.
UUCCCAUCUUGAACAGAAGGCCCGGCUCAUAGACAUCAGCAACGAUAUAGCAUUAGCAACCUUUUGUAUGGAGUUGAUCUAUAUCCUUUUAGCUGUUUUCAUAUUGUUCAAACUAAUCCAAAGAGUCAAAGCCCAGUUCUCUCCUCCAAAGAUGGUGUCCAAGGAGAUAAUUAAUACCGUUCAGCAGGCCAUAAAGAGCCAUGAAGUGUUUGUUGCUUCAAAGUCGUACUGUCCCUACUGCCAGGCCUCCUUGAAGACGUUUGAUCAGCUCGGAGUGAAGCCAUACGUGCUGCAAUUGAACCAGAUGGACGAAGGGUCCGAGAUUCAGUCGUACCUGAGGGAGCUGACGGGUCAGUCUACAGUGCCAAACAUCUUCAUCGGUGGUAAGCACAUUGGAGGCAAUUCUGACUUACAAGAGUUGAAAUUGAGCGGAGAGUUGAAGAAAUUGUUGAAGUUAUAG